GCGCAUUGGCAUUAAUGCGUUGCUGUUCGCCGCCGUUCAUUACCUGGUGACUACUACUGAGUACUGGCUAGUACCUUGCACGCACUCCAACGACAGUCACUCGCAGUUCGCCAUCCCGCCAAAAUCGUUUUGUGUUUCCAUUUCAAUUGUUUACCGAAUACUGACCCAGAGCUGUCCGCUGCCCUUUGUCAGGUCUCCGCUUUGCCGUUUUCGUCACAGAUUUCGCCGAUCGCCAGUAUUUCAGUAUCCACGUCUCAUAGUGCGUGACGAAUAACGAUGAUGAUGAACUGUGUUUCAUGAGAACUCAAAACAGAGUAGUACCACCGCCAUUGGCGUGACGUCAACGAGAAACUGAAGAUUAACUGUCUGACAGUACUGACUGCAGUAGUUAAACCACUGUGAUCAUGUAUGUACAAGUAAGAAUGAUGGACUCUGGCGUGUCGGUCACAAUACCCACAUCCAGGACAACAGUGCUCAAAGAGUUUAAGAAACUCGUCGAGGAAAAAUUCAACAUCAAGCCGGAAAACCAGAGAUUAUUUUUUGCUGGCAAACAACUAGAAGACCAAUAUAGGCUAUUUGAUUAUAGCAUAAAUGUGAAUGAUGUUAUUCAACUAAUGGUUAGAGCAGCUGUUGCUGAAAUAAGUUCUCCAAAAAAAUCAAAAGUAACAACAAAUUCAAAAAGUUCAAAAAAAGAAACACCUACUGCAAGUUGUUCUUCUACCACCAGUUCAACAUUGAGUGAAGAGAAUUCUGAGGAGAGCAAAUAUUUUAAGGUCGGCGAUUAUGUUGAUAUAAAAGAUUAUACCUACGGUUCGUGGUUCAUUAGUAAAUUAAUCAAGAUAAAAAAAGACAGCUGUGUAGUGAAUAAACCAAGUGAUCCUAAAAGCCCAGUGGAAAACGAUGGGCUAGUUUAUGUUGCAGAGAUCUUAGGAUGUCCCGAAGAACUUCCCAUUGAAGUUCAAUUGCAAGAAAUACGGCCUCAUGCAUCUGAUAUUUUGCCUUUUGAAAAAUUAAAAACAAACGAUAGAGUUCUCAUGAAUUACAAUGUUGAUUACCCUCAAGAACGUGGUUAUUGGUAUGAUGUACUGGUAAAAGAGAUAAAAACUAAUAGAAGAGGUCGUGACGUUAUUGGAGAUGUAUCUGUUGGGUUAGAUAAUGCAGUGUUAAAGAAUUGUCAUUUAGUGUUUCUCGAUGACAUCUAUAAAGUAAAACCCUAUCAGUUACUUUCUGAGCGGACACAUGAAGAUGAUAAAAUUAUACAAACUGAACCUGCUGUCAUGAGAGCGGCUGCUUUGUAUUGCAUAAAAUGCAAAGACAACUCUAACAAAUCAUGUAAGGAAUGUGGGUGUCGUGUUUGUGGUGGCAAAGACAAUGAAGACAAACAGUUAAUGUGUGAUGAAUGUAACCAUCCUUAUCAUAUGGAAUGCCUUAAGCCACCCUUAAAAGAGAUGCCACGUGAUGAUUGGUAUUGUCCUUCAUGUAAAAAUGAUGAAAACGAAAUCGUCAAAGCUGGAGAAAAAUUAAAAGCUUCAAAGAAAAAGACGCCAGAAUCUAUGUCAACAUCAAAAAGAGACUGGGGUAAGGGUAUGGCAUGUGUUGGAAGAACAAAAAAGUGUAAUAUUGUGCCAUCAAACCAUUUUGGUCCCAUUCCCGGUGUUGAGGUUGGGACCACAUGGUUAUUUCGUGUACAAGUAUCUGAAGCUGGCAUUCACCGACCUCCUGUUGGAGGAAUACAUGGUAGAGACAACCAGGGUGCAUUUAGCAUUGUGUUAAGUGGUGGUUAUGAAGAUGACGUUGACAAUGGUGAUGAGUUCUUGUAUACCGGUUCUGGUGGACGUGAUUUGUCAGGAAACAAACGUACUGCUCUGCAGAGUUGUGACCAAGAAUUGACACGCUAUAAUAGAGCUUUGGCACUCAAUUGUAAUGCUAAACUUGAUAGUGAAAAGGGAGCUACAGCUGUGGAUUGGAAAAAAGGCAAACCAGUUAGAGUCGUACGAAACUAUAAACUUUCUAAACAUUCCAAAUAUGCACCAGAGUUGGGAAAUCGCUAUGAUGGUCUGUAUAAGGUAACAAAAUAUUAUCCUGAAACUGGAAUAUCAGGAUUCACAGUAUGGCGUUUUGUGCUAAGACGUGAUGAUCCCACGCCAGCUCCAUGGACAGCACAAGGCAAAAAGCGUAUAGCACAAUUAGGUCUUAAAAUAAUUUAUCCCGAAAACUAUAUACAUACUGUCACUACCAACGAAACAAAAUCAAAAUUACCUGGAUCUAAAAGAAAAAGGACAUUACAGGAUGCUGACAAUGAACAGUGUAAGAAUAAUGAUCCAUUGAGUAAUUCUUUGGAAAAAGAAAUCACUGAUAGCACUGAAAAGAAAUUAAAAAUUAGCUAUGAACUUGAAAAAGAAGCAGAAAAACUCAUUACAGCUGACACUGCCAAUCAAAAAUAUUGGGCAGACUGUAAAGAGUUUUUAGAAAAAGGAAAAAAAGCAUUUUUGGAUAGAGUUGAAGAAAUGUUUUCUUGUAUAUGUUGUCAAGAAAUUGUAUUUGAACCAAUUACAACCGAAUGUUCUCACAACAUUUGUAAAGGUUGUCUUAGAAGAUCAUUCAAUGCUGAUGUGUUCCAAUGUCCGUCAUGUAGAGCAGAAUUGGGGAAGAGCUAUCCCAUGAAUGUAAAUGUGAAAUUAGCUAAAACUCUGUUGUAUUUGUUCCCAGGAUAUAACUCAGAUCGUUAAAAAUUAGUUUUUAAAGACUCUGUGCCCAUGUAAAUAAUAAUUUAUCACAGUACAAAACAUCUCGCUCCUUCAGAACAGGCUGUUUAUAAGACCUAUUCGGUGCGUUUUUAUACAUAUUAAUUUAUUUUAAUUAGAUAUUAACUUAACAAUACACCUAAGUGUUAUUUUUUUAUUAAUAAGACACAUUCAUUCGUAUUUUGUAUGUUUAGUUUUAUUAAAAUAACUUAUUGACAGUUA
Messenger RNA from Myzus persicae (green peach aphid), 2966 nucleotides. RefSeq names its product E3 ubiquitin-protein ligase UHRF1-like. Gene Ontology annotation, biological process: protein ubiquitination; negative regulation of gene expression via chromosomal CpG island methylation. The transcript has 13 exons. Lineage: Eukaryota; Metazoa; Arthropoda; Insecta; Hemiptera; Aphididae. The record is from RefSeq and is a predicted model, not a curated record. Gene Ontology annotation, molecular function: ubiquitin protein ligase activity; protein binding. Bases 405 to 2729 code for a protein of 774 amino acids.